GAAGAAGUGGAAGCAGAAGACAGGCAUGGCGUACACGGCGAAAAUUGGUCCUUCAAUAUUGAGCAGCGAUUUGUCGCAGCUCGGACGGGAAUGUGAGCGGAUGAUGGAGUGCGGUGCGGAUUAUCUGCACCUUGACGUUAUGGAUGGGCAUUUUGUUCCUAACAUAACAUUUGGCCAUCCGAUGGUGGAGUGUUUACGGCACUCUAUUGGCCCUGAUCCAUUUUUUGACAUGCACAUGAUGGUGUCCAGGCCAGAGCAGUGGGUGAAGCCCAUGGCGGCAGCAGGAGCAAAUCAAUACACUUUUCACUUAGAAGCUACAACCAACCCUGGCAACCUUAUCAAGGAAAUCAGAGAGAGUGGUAUGAAGGUUGGUCUGGCCAUCAAACCUGGAACGACAGUUGAGGAAUUAGCACCGUGGGCCGGACAGAUCGAUAUGGCUCUUGUCAUGACAGUAGAGCCUGGUUUUGGGGGUCAGAAGUUUAUGGAUGAUAUGAUGCCGAAGGUGAGCUGGUUAAGAAGUCAGUUCCCUUCUUUGGACAUCGAGGUAGAUGGAGGAGUUGGUCCAGAUAGCAUCCAUAGAUGUGCUGAGGCUGGAGCUAACAUGAUCGUGUCAGGCAGUGCUGUGGUGAGCUGCGAUGACCCCCGCUCUGUAAUCGCCCUUCUCAAAAAUGUUGUUAGUGAGGCCAUCCAGAAGCGCUCUUUGGACCGCUGACCAUCUACACUUUCAACCUCAAUCUGUUUUCAAUCACCACUGAUAGUCAGUAUCUUUGUUGAAGUUCCGAUUUAAAUACAAAUAGUUGUUGGUGCUUGUGAAUGGAAGGGAAACAAAACAUGAUGUGCCAAUGCCGUGUUUGCACAUCUGGACACUCUGCCAAGAGUUUUGUUUUGAUUCAACAGGAGCUUCCCGAUGCUUUCUUAAAGGAACUGCUUAGCUUCCCAGCAAUUUGACCAUUCAUCUCUUUAGGUUUGAUCUGUUGGAUCAAACCAAAUUAUGACCUCAUAGUAGCAGUUGUGCGGCACAAGGUUACACCGCUGAUGGUAAAGCUGCUUAUGCUCUGUUUUAUUUAAACAGUUAUGCAUUUAGUGUCAUGAACGGGUUUGUUGAUAUUAAGCUGACAAUGACAUGGGAGCCGAUUCUAUGAGACUCAUACUGUAAUCAUUCACUGCAGGGCAUUACCGUUUCUAUCAAUUUUGACUGUCUAUUGAACAUUCCAAAAGACUUUUAUUUUAAAGGACUUAGUAUGUCUUUAAGUCUCUGUUCUGAUAAUAAUAAAAUGACACAUACAGCAAACUGUUUCAGACAUUAACAUGAUCAUGUUUGACUUCAUCUGUUAGCACAAAGUACAAUUUUUAACACAUACAUUAACA
Molecule: messenger RNA, 1368 nt
Organism: Triplophysa rosa
Lineage: Eukaryota; Metazoa; Chordata; Actinopteri; Cypriniformes; Nemacheilidae
Gene: rpe
Product: ribulose-5-phosphate-3-epimerase
Exons: 6
Coding region: 26-712 (228 amino acids)
Biological process (GO): carbohydrate metabolic process; pentose-phosphate shunt, non-oxidative branch; pentose-phosphate shunt
Cellular component (GO): cytosol
Molecular function (GO): metal ion binding; D-ribulose-phosphate 3-epimerase activity
Source: RefSeq, a predicted model, not a curated record